Molecule: messenger RNA, 1176 nt
Organism: Solanum verrucosum
Lineage: Eukaryota; Viridiplantae; Streptophyta; Magnoliopsida; Solanales; Solanaceae
Exons: 4
Coding region: 1-1176 (391 amino acids)
Source: RefSeq, a predicted model, not a curated record
AUGUACCAAGCAUGGGCUCGUUUUAAGCAAAUGUUGAAUGCCUGCCCGCACCACAUGCAAACUAAUGAAGUACUUGAUCACACGUUCUUUGAAGGUUUAGAUUAUAAUGCACGUGUACUUCUUAAUAGUGCAACAGGUGGACAAGCCCUAGCAAAAACCUGUGAGAAGUUGUUCAACUUACUCGAUAGACUCUCCGAAGGGAACCCAGGAUGGCCCUUAAACGGUGCACCGGUAAAUGUUAUACAACAGGCAGCAAAUUGGUGUGGGGUAUGUGGUAGUGGAGCUAAUGAAACCAAACUAUGUGAGGAAAACCCAGAUUCCGUAAACUAUUUGGGUAAUGCACAAAAGGGUGGAGGUCAGCAAAACUAUGGUAACACUUACAACCCUAGUUGGAGGAACCAUCCUAACUUCUCAUGGGGUGGGAACCAAAACCAAAACCAAGCACAAGGGGCUAACCAAUACCGUUCUCAAGGGGUUGGGCAACAAUACCAAAAUCCUAACCAAAGAGCAAAUCCUAAUGCACCAAAAGGGGGGAUGACCAAUGAGGAGCUACUCCAAAAGAUCAUGGCUGAAAUAGGGACAAAAAUAAAUGCUAGGAUAGAUAAGCAGGAUGAGAACAUCAUAAACAUCCAAAUGUCCCAAAUGAGUUUAGAGAAACAAGUUGCCCAAGUUGCUAAUUCUCUGAACAUACGUCCCCAAGGUGGGCUACCCGUUGAUAAUGAACCUAACCCCAAGCAACUAAAUACGGUGAGUACUAGAAGUGGGUUACAAUUAGAGGAACUAGCUCCAAAGAAAAGAGAUAUUGAGGCAGACACUAGAGAAAAUAAAGUGGAAGAGGUAGUAAAGAGCUCCAAUGUUGAGGCACCUAUUCCUCAAAAGAAACUACCACCUCUGUUUCCACAAAGACUCAGAAAGCAUAAUAAUGAUGAAUGCUUCGGUAUCCCAAAGUAUGCUAAAUACGUAAAGGAGGUAGUGGAUAACAAGACGAGGCUCAUAGAGUAUGAAACUGUAGCACUUACUAGGAAGUUAUCUGAAAUACUGGUUGAUGCGGCAUUGAGGAUCCUAAAGCAGAGAAAGAAAGCGAUUGGAUGGCAGAUGGUUGAUAUUCAUGGGAUUAGUCCAGCAUUAUGUAUGCACAAAAUCUACAUGGAAGAUGACCACAAAACAAGUGCAUAA